GGUACUGUGGAGCUGACAUAAAAGCACUUUGCACUGAGGCUGCCUUGAUUGCCCUGAGACGACGCUACCCCCAGAUUUAUGUGAGCAGUCAGAAACUGCAGCUUGAUGUUUCUUCAGUAGUUCUCAGCGCGCAGGAUUUUUAUCAUGCAAUGCAGAAUAUUGUGCCUGCUUCCCAACGUGCCGUGACAUCUUCAGGACAUGCAUUAUCUCCUGUGAUCAGACCACUGUUGGAACGUACCUUCACUAACCUUCUUGAGGUUUUACACAAAGUGUUUCCUCAUGCUGAAUUUAGCCAGGGUGACAAAAGUGAAGAUGUACCAAGUCUAAUAUUAGAUGAUAGUGAAGAUGAGAAUGCUUCGUCAAUUUUUGAGACGAGCUGUCACUCAGGAUCACCAAAGAAACAGUCAUCAGCUGCUAUACAUAAACCCUACCUUCAUUUUACAAUGUCAGCUUAUCACCAGCCAACCUCUUACAGACCAAGAUUACUGCUAUCUGGAGAGAGAGGUUCGGGUCAGACUUCGCACCUUGCUCCAGCACUAUUGCACACUCUGGAAAAAUUCUCUGUACACAGGCUAGAUCUGCCAGCACUUUAUUCAGUCAGUGCCAAAACGCCUGAAGAAUCAUGUGCACAGAUCUUUCGUGAAGCUCGAAGAACAGUACCAAGUAUUGUUUACAUGCCUCAUAUUGGUGAUUGGUGGGAAGCUGUCAGUGAAACUGUGAGAGCUACUUUUCUAACUUUGCUGCAAGAUAUACCAUCUUUUUCCCCUAUAUUUCUACUGUCUACCUCUGAGUCCAUGUAUAGUGAAUUGCCUGAAGAGGUGAAAUGUAUUUUCAGAAUCCAGUAUGAAGAGGUUUUUUAUAUUCAAAGACCAAGUGAAGAAGACAGAUUGCGAUUUUUCAAAGGGUUAAUUCUUGAUGAGGCAGCAAUGCCCCCACCAAGAAGGAAACAGGCUGCUCUUCGUGCUCUGGAAGUUCUUCCUCUUGCACUGCCAUGUCCUGCCCGUGAGCUUUCAGAAGCAGAAAAACAGCGAAUGGAGGACCAGGAAGAGAACACAUUGAGAGAGCUGCGGUUGUUUCUCAGGGAUGUUACCAAGAGGCUGGCCACAGACAAACGCUUUAACAUCUUCAGCAAACCGGUGGAUAUUGAAGAGGUUUCAGAUUACCUUGAAGUUAUCAAAGAGCCAAUGGACCUAUCAACAGUAAUAACCAAAAUUGAUAAACAUAACUACUUAACAGCCAAGGAUUUCCUAACAGAUAUUGACCUGAUCUGUAGCAAUGCAUUGGAGUACAAUCCAGACAAAGAUCCUGGAGAUAAAAUAAUUAGACACAGAGCAUGUACUUUGAAGGACACAGCUCAUGCUAUCAUUGCUGCUGAACUGGAUCCAGAAUUUAAUAAGAUGUGUGAAGAAAUCAAAGAAGCAAGAAGAAAAAGAGGCUUGUCAGUAACAGCAGAAACAAUAAAUCCUCAUGGUUCCACUGUACGGAAAACAGAAGCUAGAGUUGAAGAGGCAUUUCGGAACAAGCAAAAACCCACAAUGGCUGUGUGGCCCAACUCUGCGAAUAAAUGUGCAUUUCGAAUAAGGAGAAAAUCAAGACGACGCUCACAGUGGGGCAAAGGCAUUAUUAAGAAGAGGAAAGUCAAUAAUUUAAAGAAAGAUGAAGAUGAUGCAAAGUUUGCUGAUGAUGAAAAUCAUGGAGAGGACAGUAAAUUGCUGGAAAACGGAGAGCUAGAGAUCAGCACUGACUGCAUUGAGGAGAAUGGGGAGGAAACAGGAGAUCUCUCUAUGACAAAUGAUGAAUCCUCUUGUGAUAUUAUGGAUAUAGAUGCAGAACAGAGGCUUAACAAUGGGACAUCAGGAAAGGAAAACAAUUUUGCAUCCACAGAAGAAGAGAGCUCAAAUGAAUCCCUGUUAAUAACCGACAGUGUUAAUCUGAGUGCUGAAAAGGAAUUAAGGAAGGACUCUACAUCAAAAGGGGACUGUGUGAAUGGAGAGACAUCUGUACACAGCUCAGAAGGUAUACCUGUUCCAGCAUGUCAUAAUGGUAAAAUGGAAUCAGUUCAUGCUGUUUUACCCUGUGACAACAGUGAUGUGUCUAGUAACAAGCAAAAAUUUUCAUCUGAAGAUCAGCCAAAGGAGAAUAUGGAAGCUUCCAGUGAAAGUCAAGGAGCUGAUCUAGUGAAAGCUGAAUUACCACAUUGCAGCAAUAAUGAAAAAACACUACAGAGCACAGACGUUGAAACUAAAGAUGCCGAAGCAGAUAAGGAAGGUAUAUUGAAAAGCAAGAAAACACGAAAAGUCACUAUGGAACAGGCAAAGCCCACCACUUUGGAGGAGGUCCCAGAGGAACCAUCGGAUCCCUUACUUUCUGUAGUUGUUGACCAUGACAGACUAAAGAAACUGCUUGAUUUGGUGGUUAAGAAAAGUGACAACCUGACUGUUGACCAACUUGAGAGAUUAUAUUCACUCCUUAGUCAGUGCAUCUACAGACAUCGUAGAGACUAUGACAAAUCACAACUUAUAGAGGAGAUGGAAAGAACAGUUCAUGUGUUUGAAACAUUCCUGUGA
Cariama cristata (Red-legged seriema) is the source of this 2567-nucleotide messenger RNA. It is a transcript of the gene ATAD2B, whose product is annotated as ATPase family, AAA domain containing 2B. Gene Ontology annotation, biological process: positive regulation of transcription by RNA polymerase II. The annotation marks the transcript as partial. Gene Ontology annotation, cellular component: nucleus. NCBI's taxonomy places the organism in Eukaryota, Metazoa, Chordata, Aves, Cariamiformes, Cariamidae. The transcript has 13 exons. The record is from RefSeq and is a predicted model, not a curated record. Gene Ontology annotation, molecular function: ATP hydrolysis activity; histone binding; chromatin binding.